This is a messenger RNA of Pyrus x bretschneideri (Chinese white pear), 2891 nucleotides long. Its product is annotated as E3 ubiquitin-protein ligase DA2L-like. Bases 1398 to 2648 code for a protein of 416 amino acids. Lineage: Eukaryota; Viridiplantae; Streptophyta; Magnoliopsida; Rosales; Rosaceae. The record is from RefSeq and is a predicted model, not a curated record. The transcript has 9 exons. Gene Ontology annotation, cellular component: cytoplasm.
UGCCUGCCUCGCCUUGCCUGCUGCCGACUCUCUCUCUCUCUCUCUCUCUCUUAAUUUUGUAUUAAACUUUCCGUCGGAUAAACCACGGAGGCCGAAAGAGAACAAACACAAACACUAAAAAAAUAUAAAAAAAGCAUCGAAAUUAUUAUUUAUUUUAAAAAAUUAAAUUAAAGAAGGAAAGAAAAAGAGGAAAUUUCUGUCUCUGUGAGAGAAAGUUGUAAUCGUGUUCCUGUUCUCGUCAGCAAGCAACUCUUCCGACUUCAUCUCUUUCCUCUCUCUCCCCAAGAGACUCUCUCUCCUUUCUCUCUCUCUCUCUAAAAUCUGGAACUGUUCUUCUCUGCUCUCAAGAAUUCCAAGGUUCGUUAUUUGGUUUCCGAUUGCUUAUUGUUACUGCUUUUCUGAAUUUUGAGCUUAAUUGCAAGCUUUGCGUCCGGCUAAACUAUUGUUCGUUCGUAAUUAUUGUGUUCUUUGAAUCUUUUUGGAAUUUGGAAGUGGAAAUUUUGAAUUUUGAAGUGAAUUUUGGGGGGUUUGGGUUCCAUUUUGUGUUUUUGCUGCUGCCGAGUUGUGUUUUGGAAGCAGAUUGUUGCCAAUUGGGACUUGGAACUGGAAGUGCUGCCGCCAUUUAAAUUAGGGUUCUUCACGUUCCUCCGCCGAGUGCGGCGUUUUCAGUGGACCUGUGCUUCAUUUUCUUUGUUUGUUGAGAUUUCAUUGUUUUGUAAUGGAGUUCGGGGCUUCUUUUCGGAGUUUUUUGUCUUCACUUUCGAUUUUACAAUUCUGGCAAUGUUAUUCAGAGGAGGAAAAUUGCCGUCAAUUGAAGUGCAGACGUAGCGUCUUUAGUAAAGAUGACAUGGUUCGGGGUAUUCUGUUAGGUUUCUUAGGGUUCUUGCUGCAGUGUACGUGCUUGAUUGUAGUUUGAAGUUCUGUUAGGUUUCUUCGGGUUCUUGCUGCAGUGUACGUGCUUGAUUGUAGUUUGAAGUUUUGUUAGGAGUCUUUGCGCGUAUUAUCUACUUUAUUCUUUGCUCGUUUGUUCCUAAAGAAAAGCAUUUGGAUGACUUCAAGUUCUAUGUUUAGUUUCUACCUUUUGUGCAUUCUUACUAAUACGAUUGUGACAAUAUGUUUUGGCACCGAAGUGAGGUCAGUUGAAUUCUUUGCUGUAAAGUUUAUGAUACGAGACUUUAUGAUGAGGCUGUUGCUUUUGUCUUAAUCCACUGCAGGAUUCCGAGGGUUUCAUUUGGAAGCAAAUGUUGGCUGUUCAAUUGAAAGCAUUUUACUGGUUUGCUAAAUGCGUUGUAAAAUAAUAAAAUUUGACUGCGAGAAACUGGUAUGUUAUUCUUGUUACUGUCAUUGAUUUGUUUUCACAAAUUGAAGAAUAAGUGAAAAGAAGAGAAUCAUAUUGGAUGGGUAAUAAGCUCGGAAGAAGGAGACAGGUGAUUGAUGAGAAAUACACAAGGCCUCAGGGGCUUUACCACCACAAAGAUGUGGAUCAUAAGAAACUGAAGAAGCUCAUACUUGAGUCCAAGCUUGCUCCUUGCUAUCCUGGAGAUGAAGAAUGCACUUUCGAUCAUGAAGAAUGUCCAAUUUGCUUUCUGUAUUAUCCAAGUCUUAACAGAUCAAGAUGCUGCAUGAAAGGCAUUUGUACAGAGUGUUUCCUGCAGAUGAAAGUUCCUAAUUCAACUCGUCCUACGCAGUGCCCUUUUUGUAAAACCACCAAUUAUGCUGUGGAGUUCCGUGGUGUGAAAACAAAGGAAGAGAAGGGCCUGGAGCAAAUUGAAGAACAAAGAGUCAUAGAAGCAAAAAUUAGGAUGCGGCAGCAAGAAAUUCAGGAUGAAGAAGAAAGAAUGCUGAAAAGACAAAUAAGCUCUCCAAGAAGAAGCAUGGCACCAGUGGAAGAUGAAUACAGCUCAGUAACCGUUCGAUCCUCCACUUCUCCAGAAGAAGGAGAGGAAAUAGUUCCUUCUCAAGAUUCAUGUGCUGUGUCAAUGUGUACCCAACCGCCACCUCCAAGAGUGUACAGGGAGGAUGAAUUUGAUCUGGAUCUUGAGGAAAUAAUGGUCAUGGAAGCAGUUUGGCUUUCUAUUCAGGAGAAUGGGAGACAUAAGUCUCCAUCUUACGUAGAUGCUGCUCCGUCUGAACAAUUUGUCACAAGACAAAACCUUGUCUCACAAGCCAUGGCUUCAGUUCCCGGUUCAUCUUCACCAUCGGGGGGUCUUGCCUGUGCAAUAGCUGCCCUUGCGGAACGACAGCAAACGAGUGGAGAAUCCUCCACUAGUCCUGGCGGCAAUGUGUCGGGGGUUAGUAUGGUUCCUGGCACUAGCAGGUUUUCCAACAGGGUGGACGGAGAACCCAGGAAUUAUCAAACUGCAGUGACCUUUUCUGAAAUGUCAAUCAAUCACAGGAUGGCUUCGACGCAGGAUGACAGAGAAUGGAAUGCUGACACAACACAGAUGAGUUAUGCAAGUUCUGACACAACAGAAGAUGUCGGAAGUACAUCUGCACCACCAACGGGGAGUGAGAUUGAGGGCGAUCUUUCAAAUGCCCCAGGUCCUAUUGUUCCCGAGAGUUUUGAGGAGCAGAUGAUGCUGGCCAUGGCAGUUUCACUGGCUGAGGCUAGAGCGGCAGCCAGUGGACCUGGAGUUUCCUGGCAGUAGGCUAAGUCAAGAUACUACCGAUAGUAAACUCUGAAAUAGAUAUGGUGUGGCCACUGCAGUUUGCUAGCUGAGUCUCGAGCACGGAAACUGCACAAAAAUAGAAGAACGAAAAUUCACGCAACUAGUCAAAAGGUCUAGGUACUGAUGAUUCUCCCUCACUUUCUCAGCCCCUCUUAUGUUUCUAUAUAGAUGCGAAAGGAAAACAGAUUAUUCUAGUGAAAUGAAAGGCUUCUGGUUUUGCUA